GCCCUAAACCCAUAACGACCCGACCCAUCUGAAAAAAGUCUCAUAAGCAAACCUUUAAUCUCCUGCACCCUCUUCCGCCACUGUCGCUUGAAGGGAGCGAGCUUCACAAUGGCGUUUGUUAAGGCUCAGAAAUCAAGGGCCUACUUCAAGAGAUAUCAAGUGAAGUUCAAGAGAAGAAGAGAGGGAAAAACCGAUUACCGAGCCAGGAUUCGGUUGAUAAACCAGGAUAAGAACAAGUACAAUACACCAAAAUAUCGAUUUGUGGUUCGAUUUACUAACAAGGACAUCAUUGCCCAAAUAACAUCUGCUACCAUUGCUGGUGAUAAUGUUCUUGCUGCAGCAUAUGCACAUGAGCUGCCACGCUAUGGUCUUGAAGUAGGCCUUACAAACUAUGCCGCAGCUUAUUGCACUGGACUCUUGUUGGCCCGUCGAGUGCUUAAGAAGCUUGAAAUGGACGAGGAGUAUGAAGGAAAUGUCGAGGCCACCGGAGAGGAUUAUUCAGUGGAACCAGCGGAUACCAGGAGACCAUUCCGUGCUCUCCUUGAUGUUGGUCUUAUUAGGACCACAACAGGCAAUCGUGUCUUUGGUGCCCUUAAGGGAGCUCUCGAUGGGGGUUUGGAUAUACCUCAUAGUGAUAAAAGGUUUGCUGGCUUUGAUAAGGAUAAGAAGGAGCUUGAUGCUGAUGUUCAUCGCAAAUAUGUUUUUGGUGGACAUGUUGCUGCUUAUAUGAAGACAUUGAAUGAGGAUGAGCCAGAGAAAUACCAGUCACACUUUAGUGCUUUUAUUAAGCGGGGAAUAGAGCCUGAUGGUUUGGAGGAUUUGUAUAAGAAGGUUCAUGCUGCCAUCCGAGCUGAUCCUACUUUCAAACAAUCUGAGAAGCAGGCGCCAAAGGAGCACAAGAGGUACAAUCUGAAGAAACUCACUUAUGAGGAGAGAAAGGCUAAAUUGGUUGCACGCUUACAGGCUCUCAACUCUGCUGCUGGUGAUGACGAUGAGAGUGAUGAUGAGUGAAAGGUCAUCAUUGAUGCUGUAAUAGUAGCUGUCUUAACUUCUAUGUAGUCAUUAUGAGCAAUAAUUUGGAGAUCACAAAUUUUGGUGUUGAGUUAGCCUUUCAUUUUUUGGUCGGGAUCGAUUGAUAUGUUGUAUUUAUUUUGGUUUGUUACAAUAUAAACAGACUUUGUUUACGUGGUAUUCUAAAUUAUUAUUGGGGAUUGAACUUAUCUGUUUAGGUUCAGAAAA
Vigna unguiculata (cowpea) is the source of this 1239-nucleotide messenger RNA. Its product is annotated as large ribosomal subunit protein uL18-like. Gene Ontology annotation, molecular function: 5S rRNA binding; structural constituent of ribosome. Gene Ontology annotation, cellular component: cytosolic large ribosomal subunit; ribosome. NCBI's taxonomy places the organism in Eukaryota, Viridiplantae, Streptophyta, Magnoliopsida, Fabales, Fabaceae. Gene Ontology annotation, biological process: ribosomal large subunit assembly; translation. The record is from RefSeq and is a predicted model, not a curated record.